Messenger RNA from Chara braunii, 4592 nucleotides. The record is from the annotation of a GenBank genome assembly. NCBI's taxonomy places the organism in Eukaryota, Viridiplantae, Streptophyta, Charophyceae, Charales, Characeae.
GCCCGUUCCCUCGACCGGAUGAUUGCCGAAACCGCAUUGCAAUGUGCUUAUGGCACAAUCGCGGGACUACUUGCACACUACAGUACCAGCUCCGUUGAUGGACGCCAGAGCAGAGGUUGUCGACCUUCACGYUUUCAUCGCGAAGAUCGACCGCGAGUUCAAGACGCAAAGGUACGACGACAUCGACGCACUAUUGCUAUACAUACGCAUUCAGAUCGGAAAGGCGACUUGCAGUGCCUUGAUCGAUUGCGGAGCAUCUCGCAACUACAUCAGCCAGGACUUCAUGGUACGCGCCGGCCUUGGCCCACGUGUCCGGAGGAAGUCCCAGCCUACGCAAGUCACCCUGGCAGACGGUCAUACGCACAAGUCCAUCGACCGGUGCAUUGACGCCGUCCCAGUGUACUUUGCCCCUCACGCAAGUGAGGCGGUGUCCUUUGGCAUUCUGGACACCAAAUUCGACAUGAUCUUGGGCAUGUCAUGGCUGCGAAGCAAGGAUCACCCGGUGAACUUCUUCAACCGCACCGUUCACGUUCGUGACCGGAACGGAGUAUUAGUUCCAUGCACGGUGCCUCUUCCUCAUCCUUCGAUCAACUGCCACGUGGUAUCCGCCACAAGCAUGCGAGCUUCCAUCAUCAGAGACGACAUCGAGGAGAUGGGGGUGUGUUUUCUCCACGCCCUCCCACCACAUGACGCUUCAUCGACGGACUCACCUUCGGAUCCACGCAUCACCGAACUUCUCGACGCCUACAGCGACGUGUUCGAAGGCCCGCACGGAGUAGUACCGGAUCGACCCAUCUUUCACGAGAUCAUCCUCGAGGACGGGGCCACGAUCAGGAACGCCGGCCCUCUCCCACGCAUCGACGACCUUCUCGAGCGAUUGGGCGGCGCCCAGUUCUUCUCUAAGCUGGAUCUCAAGUCAGGGUACCACCAAMUCGAGAUUCGCAAGGAGGAUCGCUACAAGACCGCGUUCAAGACUCGGUAUGGGCAUUUCAAAUGGCUGGUCAUGCCAUUUGGCCUUACGAAUGCCCCAGCCACUUUCCAAGCGGCUAUGACGACGGAGUUCCGACACAUGCUGGAUCGUUUCGUACUUAUCURCCUCGACGACAUUCUGGUUUACAGCCGGAGUCUGGACAAGCAUGUGGAACACCUGCGCACCGUUUUGGAGCGGCUACGACAGGCCAAGUACAAAGCAAACCGCGACAAGUGCGAGUUCGCACAGCAGGAGCUGGAGUACUUGGGACACUAUGUGACGCCGCAAGGCAUCCGUCCACUUGCGGACAAGAUCGAGGCCCUACGAGUAUGGCCCGAGCCCACCAACACCACGGACGUUCGUUCAUUCAUGGGGAUGGCGGGCUACUAUCAGCGAUUCAUCACCCGAUACUCCAGAAUUGCUGCACCUAUGACGAGGUUACAGUCGCCAAAGGUGCCAUUCGUAUUCGAUGACGACGCACGCCGGUCAUUCCAAGCACUUAAGACGGCUAUGCUCAUGGCACCCGUCCUUAGCAUCGAUGACCCCACCCUGCCGACGCGAGUGACUACGGACGCUUCCGGCUAUGGCAUUGGGGCAGUCUUGGAACAGCACGACGACGACAACUGGCACCCUGUGGAGUAUUUCAGCCACAAAGUGUUCACAUGGAUCACAUACAACAAUCCAUUGACCUACUACAAGACGCAAGACACGGUGAGCAGCAGGAUCGGACGAUGGAUGUACUUCAUCGACCAAUUUGACUUCACACUGAAGCAUGUCCCCGGCCUCUCAAAUCGCGCAGCAGAUGCACUCUCACGAAGACCUGAUCUUUGCGCUACGACACAUCAUGCCUUCGCAUUCGACGAGGAGCUUCAGCGACACUUCAUCCGGGCAUAUGAGUUUGAUCCGGACUUCGGCACACUCUAUGCACAGCUAUCUUCGGAUCACCUUCCGGCAAGCCAUUACCGCAUUGCCGACGGGUACUUGUUCCUCCACUCGAGAGGAAAGGACUUACUAUGUGUCCCACGCGACCGUCGUCUUCGGACUCGCCUCCUCGGCGAGUACCAUGAUUCACGACUCGCCGGCCAUUUCGGAGUCAACCGCACUAUUGCACGGCUUCGACAGCGAUUYCGAUGRCCCGACCUCAUUACCGAUGUCACUCGGUAUUGCGACUCUUGCGAAGUUUGCCGACGCAGCAAGCCCCGCAACCGCAAUCCCUACGGCGAGUUACACCYGAUCCCUAUCCCACGGGAACCCGGUCUCUCCAUUGCCAUGGACGUCACCGGUCCGUUUCCUCGCGAACGGCUCGGGCACGACGGCAUCCUCACGGUUGUGGACCGAUUGAGUAAGUACGCGCGUUUUCUCCCUUGCAAGUACUACUCCACGGCUCCCGAGCUGGCACGCCUCCUGCACACUGGUUGGAUUUGUGGCCACGGUGUACCAGAAGACAUUGUCAGCGACCGCGACACUCAUUUCAUGUCGGCGUUUUGGACUGCUCUCAUGCAGGAGUCCGACACAACAAUGAAACCAAGUUCGGCUCCACACCCUCAGACAGACGGGCAGACGGAGCGGGCACAUCAGACCGCUCAAAUGAUGCUUCGUACGCUCAUCCGUCCGGACCAGAAAGAUUGGGUUGACCGCCUCCCCGACAUCGAGUUCGCCUACAACACUUCAGUGCAUCCGGCGAUCGGCGUGACUCCAUUCGAGUUGCACCACGGUGGACGGAAAGGCCGGAUCUUCGCCGACCUUCUCCUCCCUCGACCAGCCGACAUUGACGCUGCCUGCUCUCCCUCUUCCGUCCGGAAGUACAGGGAAUUGUUGACUCAAGCCCGCGCAAAUAUGCAAAAGGCUCAAGUUCGCAUGCAGCAGCAGGCCAACAGGCGUCGCGUACCAUGUCCCAUCCGCGCCGGUGAUCUGGUUUGGGUCUCCGCGGAAGAGUUUGCACUGGAACAGGAURUUUCACGCAAACUGCUUCCCAAGUGGUUUGGACCUUGGUCUGUGACAACAGCCGCGGGUGAUGACCCCGAUGGCCCUUCAUUUGUGAUCAACAUUCCAGAGCAUCUGACGGUCCAUCCGGUCUUCCCGCCUCGAAGUUGGCAACUUACACGUCAGCCAAGAGCGACGACUUUCCGGCGACGAUCGCACGACCCUCCUUCUAUGGAUGGCCAUCGGGAAGUUGACCGCGUCAUCUCCGAUCGCAAGUACGGCAGCAAGCCGCGGCAGUAUAAAGUCACAUUCAAAGCAUGCGAUCGCGACGACACUCGGUGGAUAUCAGGCGCAGAUUUGAAAGCAUCCGCACCGCUGAUCUAUGCGCAUUAUGAAAAGCGCAGGUUAGCUCAGGAAGCUUCACGACCAGCCCCUACCACCCGGACUGUGGUCCCUCCCUCAGACAGACAACUUCGCCCUCGCAGGCACAGCGCGGGAAGGCAACGUGGAGGUGGAGGUGAGAAUUCAAGGAAGCGUGAGAAUGAAAAGGUGAUGGAAGCUUGUCAGGUAAACCACCGGAGAAGAAGGACGGUGCCUAAAUUAGAAGUUUAUCAGGAUCCCAUGGGGGACAUGGAAGAAGCUACCACCACUGGGGAAUCCGAAUCGGCAGGACUUGGCCACGCGAAGAAUCCAUGCACAUUGAGCUGGUCGAAGCUCACGUUCACGGUACUGACAAAGGCAAGCAACGAGAACCGUGAUGGCAAGAAGGUCAUCCUCCAGAACGUCACAGGCCGGUCUCAACCGGGAGAGUUUACUGCUAUUAUGGGUCCAUCAGGAUCGGGAAAGACCACGUUCUUGGAUAUUCUUGCAGAUCGGGUCAGCUCUGGUCGCAUCGAGGGGGUGAUUGAACUGAACGGUGAGAAGCGCCGGGUCAAUACCUUCCGGGCUGUCACAAGUGCGAGCAUCGACCACUUCGCCUCUGCUGACUAUGCCUGUCCGACGUACUCCAACCCCGCUGAGUACUUCAUUGAACUCGUGAAUGCCGACUUCGAAGGCCAUGCCGACAUCCCCGCCCUCAUCAACGCCUAUGCCUCAAGCACGGCUGCUGCGACCAUCACGAGUCAGAUCGAAGAGGAUCGACUCAAAGUAACCAUGGAAGCCACCAAACCACUGGAACCCAUCGCACCGUCUGCAUGGCGGCAGUUCUGGGUGAUCAUCUACCGCAGUUCCAUCAAUAACAUUCGCAAUCCAGGCAUCUUAUGGGUGCGUCUAUUCAUGUACAUCAUGCUAUCGUUCAUGGUUGGCACAAUGUACUUGCGGACAAAUGAUGACAUCACCCCACAGGACAUAGUGCCUCUGCUCGCAAAGCAUGAACAUCCCGAAGAUUCCGGCGCCCAAUGCAAUGCCAAUUAUGUAAUGCGGGACUGCGGCGCCGAUGACGUGCAUCAUGGACUCGGACACCACCAGUGAGAGAAACAGGUUGGCAAGGAACCAGUCAAAAGAGUUGAUGUCUGCAAGAUACACCACCAGCAAUGACGAAACAAGCGCGAUCAUAACGAUUCCUGGCAGCGCAGCAAGGAAGUUUGCCAACACGUAGCUGACCACGUUAAGUGAUGAGUUGGCUCGUUCUCGUAUAAACACUGCACGCUGUUCAAUAAAGAAGGGAAGCUUCAUGGUGCCGCACAAGUCCAUUCCAAAG